Molecule: messenger RNA, 1181 nt
Organism: Lytechinus pictus (painted urchin)
Lineage: Eukaryota; Metazoa; Echinodermata; Echinoidea; Temnopleuroida; Toxopneustidae
Exons: 3
Coding region: 105-773 (222 amino acids)
Source: RefSeq, a predicted model, not a curated record
GGAGACUGAAGUGUGAUAUUCGGUGCGGUUCUCUAAACAAACACACUCUGCAUUGUUAGCGAGAUUUUUUACCGAAAUUGUCUGAAGAGGAGUAAAACACAACAAUGCAGAACAACAAUAAUCAUAUCGGAGUAGGUGAAGCCGAGAGAAGAGUCAUUCGAACAAAAUCAUCAUCAAACUCAUUGCCCUUAUCAUCGUCAUCGUCGUCACAUCGGGAUCGAAUAAGCGGUAAGAAGAACAAUUCUGAUCGCAACAUCACUUACACAAUGAACGCUAAACUUGACGUCGAAAGCUAUGAUCCUAAAACGGUCCACGUUAAUAAUUGCGUCGUUGAGAUUAUUGGGAGGUCGGCGUCGAAACGUGAUGCCGACAAAAGCUCUAACCACGCCGUUUACGUAAAUAACGACAACGAUAAUCAGUCAGUCGAAGAAUAUGGCCCAUCGCGGUGGAAGAAGAGAUGCAUUAAAAUUUCAUGGUAUGUCGUGAUCGGAGCUUUCUUGACUGCUUGUCCCGUGUUCGCUGCCGGCAUCGUGCUCGGUGUCAUGGCUUACUCUGAUCGCCCUACAGCACACCUGCUUGUAAAACCAGCCAACAUCGUUCUCAGUAUGUUUUUCUUUCUGAUCGGUGUAGGAGUGGGGUUCCUGAUAUUUAUGUUUAUUAGAAAACGUCUUGGAUUCUGGGCCAAGGAAGAUCAGAGGGAAAUGGUGACCGAUUUCAGCAACUUUAUUCAUGAGGAACCGACUGUGGUUAUCCGGGAUUCAAUAGUAAGAUAGCUGUCAUCUGUCAUAUGGAAAUGAAUUAGUCAUAUUCAUGAAAUUCUGCAUAUUCAACGAAACGGCAAAACCAACGGCAAAUACAUCUGAGCAACAGUACGGAAUACUAUAACUUCGAAAGGCGAUGUUCAGACGAAAAGCAAUUAAAAUGUACAAUCGAAGAAAUCUACUCAGUUUGCAAUCAUCGCAACGAAGUGCGUUGUAUGACUAGAUUUUAGAAAUAUAUUUUAAUAUAUUUCAUAUGAAUAUACAUCUUAAAUAUAAAUGCUGACUAAUGCACCCAAUUAUGAAUUGUUUACCAUGUAUAUGGUGUAAUUAUGUACAUCGCAUGGAAAUAAUAAGGAGGACAAAUUGGUAAAGAAGAAGAUUAUUGAAAAGGCAGUUUUAAUGUGAUAUAAUUUUAACAUU